AUGUACUUCCGUAGCAAGUGGGCUCUUAGCUUCAUUAGCUCGGAUUUGACUGUUGCCAACAUGGAAAAUUACGUCCAUGUUGAUGAGAAAUGGUUCUUCCUCAAAGUUGCCAAAUGCACGUUUUACGGUGUAACCGGCGAAACUCCACCGCCCCGUGUCGUAAAGAACAAGAACUUCAUCAUCAAGGUAAUAGUGCUCUCACACAUGCACGAUACCAACUUUUACAACAAAAUUAACAAUAUAUCCAACAACACAUAA
Molecule: messenger RNA, 258 nt
Organism: Aphanomyces invadans
Lineage: Eukaryota; Oomycota; Saprolegniomycetes; Saprolegniales; Verrucalvaceae
Exons: 1
Coding region: 1-258 (85 amino acids)
Molecular function (GO): nucleic acid binding
Source: RefSeq, a predicted model, not a curated record